AUGGUAGAAGUUUUCGCAAAGUGGAUUAUUGCUCCUACAGGGCAUGGUGAUAUGGAAACGUUGGCAGAAAAUGCGGAAAUCGAUGAAAAGUUUUACGAAGUAGAAAGAAUUCUUGGUCAUAAGAGCACAAAAGAGGGAUUGUUCUAUUUGGUGCGUUGGAAAGGGUACACUAAAGCUGACGACUCCUGGGAACCUGCUAAAAACUUGUCGCUUGCAACAGAUGCCAUCCUUCACUACGAAUCAUCAAAGAAAGUAAUUCCAAAGCGUGUGCAGAAAGGGAAUGAGAAAAGAGCAGAGAAGGACACCAAAAUCAAUCCAUCACAAGGGUUUGGAGAAAGAACGAAAUACGUGGAAGUCAGCUUCUUUACGCAAGCAUGGCUGUAUGAAAACAACUCUGAGGAAGAAUCAGAGGUGGAAAAAGAGCAUAAGAAACGUACGAAGCAGCGAAAACUUGCAGCAGAGCAGCGAGAAAGAGUUGGAGAAGAAGACAAGCCUUGGGAAAAAGAGAAAGAAAAAUCUUUUGAAGGAUGCAGCAACAUAAAAAUGAGUAACAAGUGCAAAUGGCAGACAGAAACGAAUAAACGAGACAACAGGCAGGAAACAAAGGCGGCUAUACGAGAUGAACUUCUGGAUAAAAUUAAACGAGAGGUUCCCUCUGAAGAGUCUGUCAACGGUGUCGCUGGAGCUGUUGCCAAUGAGGACAAUGUGGAUGAGCAAAUCUUUGCUAUCGGAAAAACCAGUGAUGGUCGAAUAAAGGGUGAUGGAAAUGCCCACCUGACCAGCAUGGUUGGAAUUGCCGGUGGAAUGGAUCUAAACUGUCACGUGGAGGAACGUCCCUUCCACAGAUCGACCGAUUACCGUGCUAAGACAAGGAGGAACAAUCCGAUUGAAAUGCCUGAUGAAGAUGUCCCUGAUCAGUACUGGAAGAAUCUGCUCGCAAUUACCACAAAGGCCUCGGCCGAAUCGGGAUCGCAAAAUAUCGCACCCAGACCGAUGAGCAACGAGAAUCGGAAAUGGUUAGAGAAUGUGAUGAAAGAGCUGGUUAAAGAGAGCGAUCCAGGUCGUCAGAUGGAUGCAAUCAUUACCAGCUUACAUUCUUAUGCAUCGAAUCCAGCUGAACUGAAUGAAAACGAUCUCGGAAAGAUUGAGGAGUUGACAGAUCAUCUAGAAGAUAUCCUGGGCUAUGCUGAAAUCACUAGUAAAUUUGUGGAAAAAGGUGGUCUAUUAGUGAUUGAAACUUUUCUUUGUCAACGUGAACAUUUCUCGUUACAAUGUCGUUUUGCUGAACUUGUGCUCAGUUUAACCGAAAAUAACCCUGUUGUUCAAUCACUGUUCGCUAGAAAGGGUUUGCUUACAAAGAUGAUGAAACUCCUCGAUGACGAUAGCUACAGUGAGGAAUUUAUGUUCAAACUCCUUGGCUCGAUAUCAGGCUCCGUACGCUCUCAUAUUGAGUCGUUCGACAUCUUUUGUGCAAAUGGUGGGCCAAAGCUUUUAACGAACAUUGUUCGAAAGGCUGAAAGUGGGAAAUUGGUUGGAAAAUCAGCUCGAGUUUUGACAACUAUCGCGUAUACAUUAGAAGACUCACCAUGUCAUGUGAAACUGCUGACUGCCGACAUAGUGUCGAAUUUUCUGUAUGUUCUCCAACAUUUUGAAAAUGAGUGUUCAAGUGAACUGGACUAUAUUGGGUAA
This is a messenger RNA of Angiostrongylus costaricensis, 1689 nucleotides long. The record is from the annotation of a GenBank genome assembly. NCBI's taxonomy places the organism in Eukaryota, Metazoa, Nematoda, Chromadorea, Rhabditida, Metastrongylidae.